This is a messenger RNA of Cucurbita maxima (winter squash), 1446 nucleotides long. RefSeq lists its product as uncharacterized. The record is from RefSeq and is a predicted model, not a curated record. The coding region runs from base 34 to 1353 and encodes 439 amino acids. The transcript has 3 exons. NCBI's taxonomy places the organism in Eukaryota, Viridiplantae, Streptophyta, Magnoliopsida, Cucurbitales, Cucurbitaceae.
CUCUCUCUCCCUCUCUUUCUCUCUUUCUCUCCGAUGAGGAAGCUUUGUCCCAACUUCGACCGGGAAGACGGCCUCGACACUGUCCUUGAGGUUCCCAUCCCCGAGGAGAUGUUCUCUUGCAACACCAACAAAGCCCACGCUAUCUCUUGGCAAGCCAUGAAAACAUGGGUCAAAUCCAACCAGCACCACAAAUCCUCACAUGUUAAUUCAAUCGCCUCCUUAUUCGGCGGCCGCAACGCCGAGAUCCAGCUCCUCCUCGGCGUCGUCGGAGCUCCCUUAAUCCCACUCCCCAUCAUUUUUCACCACCAACCCAUUACUUGCAACAUCAAAGACAAUCCCAUUGAGGCGUCAAUGGCGAAGUACAUAGUGCAACAAUACGUGGCCGCAGUGGGAGGGGAGCAUGCCUUGAAUUCGAUUGAUAGUAUGUAUGCCAUGGGGAAGGUGAAGAUGGUGGCGUCGGAGUUUUCUUCCGGCGAAGCGUGUUUGAAUGGUAAAGCGACGAAGGUGAAGAACGGGAAAGGCGGCGGCGGCGGAGAAAUGGGUGGGUUUGUAGUGUGGCAGAAACGGCCGGAGCUAUGGUGUUUGGAACUGAUGCUGUCGGGGUGUAAAAUCAGCGCAGGUAGCGACGGGAAAGUGGCUUGGAGACAAACUCCUUGGCAUCACUCUCAUGCUUCUCGUGGCCCUCCACGUCCGCUCCGACGAUUCUUGCAGGGACUGGAUCCAAAAUCGACGGCGACUCUGUUCUCAAACUCGACCUGCGUCGGCGAGAAAACGAUCAACGACGAAGAUUGCUUCAUUCUAAAUCUGGAAGCCGAAUCGCCAGUCCUACGCGCAAGAAGCAGUAGCAGCGUCGAAAUAAUCCGCCACACAGUUUGGGGAUAUUUCAGCCAAAGAACCGGCCUCCUCGUGGAGCUAGAAGAUUCGCAUCUCCUCCGAAUCAAAGCCGGAGGAUCUCGAAACGACGAUAUAUUCUGGGAGACGACAAUGGAAACCCUAAUUCAGGACUACAGAACGAUCGACGGCGUAAACAUUGCACACGCUGGAAAAACAACCGUCUCGCUUUUUCGAUUUGGCGAAAGCGCUGAAGGCCAUUCGAAAACGAAGAUGGAAGAGACUUGGGAGAUCGAAGAGGUUGAUUUUAAUAUCCAGGGUUUGUCGAUGGACUUCUUUUUACCUCCCAGCGAUUUGAAGAAGGAGAAGGAAGGAGUAGGUGCAACGAGUAAUGGAAAGUUACCGUUGACGAUGAGAUGUGCGGCGUCUGGUUCGAAGAUUUGUUCGAGAGUGGCGGCCAUUGAUGUCGAUGAAUCGGAGGGCAGUAAUCAGAGUGAUGAAGAUGAAGAGGUAGAGCCGUGAAGAAAUACAUUUAAAUUUUGAAAAUCAAAAUUUUUGGAAAUUUGUACAUAAUCCAUGAUUUUAUAGAUGUAAAGAGAGAGCUCUCUAUUUAUA